AUGGUCAUUGGAGCUUACAGCGGUGACAACGUGGAGGCACUCAAACGCAUAGAAAAGAGUGUCCUCAACUUCACCAGGGUUAUAUCACGGGUCGCCGGCAGAAGGGACGGCCUGAAAGAAGACAACCUCAUGAAAGCAUUUCACGCCUUUCUCAUCAGCCAAGUAACCAAAUCUUACAGUUUCUUCUUUUAUCCAUUCUUUUUGGUUGGUGCCGAACAGGUCCCAUCCCCGCUCUUCGACUGUCUUGACGCAACUGCGGGCGCUCCGGCGCUGAGCCGCCUUCCUAGCCCGCCGGACGGUACCUCCGGCGGCGACACUACAAAGUGGCGACGAGGUGAAAACAAUGCGUACGUCGACGUUGCCGCCGGAGACACCGCCCGGCCCGCUCUGAAGAAGAGCCUCCUGCUGAAUGCACUGGGAGUUGAAGGCCUGGAUGUUUAUUGGACGCUACAAGCUGCCCAGGAACAGGCGGGGAGCGGAGAUGGCACUCGGGACGAAGGGUUACACCCAAACUCUUCCACUCCUUCGCCAAGUUUGGAUCCUGUGAGAACACGAGUGUUCCACAAGCAACAGGCAACUAAGCAACGCAUUGAUUCUAAGCGUGGAGCAAAACCUCCUAAGCUACAAGUGGGCCUCAGAGUUAAAGUUCGUCUGCCAGGGAAGCAGAAUAAAUACAGAGGUCCUUAUACAAUCCUUAGUCAAACUGGAUUCAAUUCCUUUCGCCUUAGUGAUGGCAACGUCUGGAAUGCAUCAAAGCUGGUAGUUGUUCAUGCUGAGCAGAAUGCAACUCCACAGCAGAAUUCAUGUCCUCCACCUAACACAUCUUCCAUGCAACAACAUAAUUCCUCCCCACCUCCAUGUUCUUCUGCAGUUCCACAGUUAGUGCGACUUCCACUAACCACCUUGCAGGCACCUUCACAACAAUCGGCUGAUGUGCCCAGCCCCAAUGCAACGCUUCUCGAAGGGGGGAUAGAUACGUCGACUAACAUGCCGCCUACGGAAAAUCUUGACCCCUUGCCGCAUUCGCUCUCCGAUGAGCGUGUAGGUGAGCCCCAAGGCUCAAAUUCCUCUACUGACCGAUCCCUUCGUCCCAAACGGCACCGAAGAAAGCCAUCUCGAUACAAGGACUAUGUUCCUUGAUAUAUAUAUACAUUUUUUCAUAAUACUCAUGUUUCACAUACUACUAUACUGCUUAUAUACCACUUUAUAUACUACUUUCAUAUAUUACUUACUACGUAAUCCUUUUUUGGGGAACAUGUGACUGACAUUAAGUUCCUAAUUACUACUUAUACUAGUUCAUAAAUGGGCUCAUGCAAUAAAAAUAAAAAAAAUCAUUACAUCAAGUUAGUCAAACUACGUCAACUCUGGUCACAUAAAUAUUGUCCUAAUAAAGAAUACAUUCCUACAUGUGAUAACUAUUGUAUAAUGAUGUUACUUAUUUUUGCACAUUUUCUUACGAGAUGUUCAAGGAUUGUGUGCCAACGUGUUACUUCAUACAAACUUUUCAGUGCCUUACCACUGUAUAAUGUCACGUACAGAGUGCAACUCCUUUCCUUUUUAGGGGGAGAUGAUGUGGUGUCGCGCCUUACCAGUUUCGGUUUCGAUUGUGUGACGCAGAGCGCCACACAACGGGUAUUCCCUGUACAAAAUCGUAUCACCAAAGCUCUUUGUUAAUAAACUUCAGUCCCAUCCCCGCUCUUCGACUGUCUUGACGCAACUGCGGGCGCUCCGGCGCUGAGCCGCCUUCCUAGCCCGCCGGACGGUACCUCCGGCGGCGACAC
This is a messenger RNA of Rhipicephalus sanguineus (brown dog tick), 1781 nucleotides long. RefSeq lists its product as uncharacterized. The record is from RefSeq and is a predicted model, not a curated record. The transcript has 5 exons. NCBI's taxonomy places the organism in Eukaryota, Metazoa, Arthropoda, Arachnida, Ixodida, Ixodidae. The coding region runs from base 1 to 1140 and encodes 379 amino acids.